CGUCGAUCGACGAAUCAUUUCUCACUGGGUAAGGCUCUCGUAUGACGAACCUAACUUCGAAGGAGUAGGGACCAAAAGAGCCGUGGCAGGAUGUUAAACGUCUAAAUAAUUCUUGUUUUCAAUUUCAAUCGCGUUUAAUAGCAAUUAAACUUAUUAACGCGACCGCGGCGAUAACAAAACGUUCGAUGGGAGACAAUAUCUUUUAUAUAGCGUGAGUGGAGAUCGGAGUCACGUGAGGCUAAUUUUAGCAGCGUUUGAUUUUCCGUCUUUCGGAGGGAAGACGGGGACCAUCGAAUAUUUCACUUUUCUCGCGGUCCCCACUUGGCGCCGCUCAGGGCGGCCAAGGUGGGCCGAAGAAAGAGGCGAGAGUAGGAGCGGGUCUCGCUCUGUGAGACGGCGAGUCGGGGCCGAAAAUAAACUCUUCCGUCGCGAACUACACCCGCGGUUACAACGAUUGUAAGAGCGCCGCUCUUACAAGAGCCGGCCCCGGGCCUCGCGCGCGGUCUCCGCGGUCCCCGGCAGUCGGUGUCUUGAUGCGCUCGCAAUCAGAUGCUGUGCUGCGUCCCGAAGAGACUCGCGGGCGGGGGCCCGUUCUACGACGAGGCCCCGUUCUACGGCGGGAUCUCGUUGCGCGACGGGCGCGAUAGCAAUCGUCUGUCAUCCAUCCGCGAGAUACAGAUCGAGUUUCCCGAGGAAGAUGCGCUGCCGCCGAUCUUGCUGCCGUGCGCGAUUUGCGCGCGGACCUUCAUGCCGCAGUCGCUGGAGAAGCACACGAGGAUAUGCGAGCGCGCCGCCACCAAGAAACGCAAGCCCUUCGACUCGGCUAAGCAGAGGAUCCAGGGCACCGAGCUGGCCGAGUUCCUGCCUAAGCAGGAGGUCCGGCGACAUCACCUGGACGAGAGGGUCAGGUCUUCCUGGAAGAAAACCCACGACGACUUCCUGCGGACGAUCCGUGAGGCACGCGGCGAAGUCAUGGACUCGCACAUACAAUGCAACUCGCUGAUCUCGUCGGGCGCGCCGACACGCGCCAACGAGAAGGGCACGUGCCCUACGUGCAAUCGGCAGUUCGGCAUCAAAGCCUACGACCGCCACGUGGCUUGGUGCAAAGACAGAGUCACCCGGCUGCCGAUGAGUCCGGCGACCAAUCUCGCGAAGGAACGAUUGGAGGCCCGCAUGAGGUACAGGGCACCAACCCUGAAGAACCGGCGGGCCAUCAAUCGUGAGAAGUACAGCCCGGGUUCGGCAGCUGCCAAAACGUCAGCGUCGUCACCGGCGCUCGUGAAACCGAAGGAGAGUAUCUCGAGCGUUAGUUCCAAUCGAGAGAGUCCUGCCAAGCAGAAACUUACCGUCGUGAGACGUCCUGGACAACUCAAGGACUCUCCUACCUCAUCCGGGCCUAUGAAGUCGCGUCUUGCUGAUCGUAUGAACAGGAAAAUUGAACUGGCGACACGUCCCACCUGGUGCAAUUAUGUACGCAGAAGGCCAGAUUUUAAUCUCGUACUUAAGGCUAGAACUGGCACAUGCAAGGAUUACGAUCCCUUUUUGCUGGCCGAGCAACAGAUGAACGACCUGCUGUCGGAUACAAGCGAUCAGUCUAUGACGAGGAGUCCCAAACUCCAACAGACUCGCGAUACUCUGUAUCCCCUCUCGCACUCCUCUGCCUUUGUAAAAUAUCCUCCCUCCGACAGGAGGUCGUCCCUCAUAGCGCCACCCACUGAAUUCGACGAUCUCAUGUCAAACUUUUCGAGCGACUCCACCGAGACCAACUCGAUCUCGCGCGAGGUCUUCCUGAAGCCCGAACUCGCGGGCAAAGAUACGGUAGAUAGCCCGAAACCCGUCAGGGAAUUAGGCAGACGAGUCAUUAUUGAUAAAUCGAAGGCGCUGGGCGUCGUCGCCAGCGCCGAUGUACCCCGCAAAAUCUUCGACAAAGAAACGCUCAAACAUACGAGACCGUUAAUCAAUCGAUCCGGCUCGAUCCGGGUCUCCUCCGCGCCCAGAAUCAACGCGGGUGCCGACAGGAAGACCUUGGGCGACGUGAGAAGGGUUCAAGGUUCCAGGUUCGCCGAAGGUCAGAAAUCGUCGGACCAGAAUCUCAAUCAGAAAAAUAAUAACUACUCAUCCCUGUCCGGCAGUAGCCUUAGUCUCAGCUCGAUUGUCUCCUCCUCGGAGUUGGACGUCAAGCGAUCGAACUCGAUGUUCGAUGAAUUGAUGACGUCCUUCGAGGAGGACACGUUUCCCGGACUGAGAUCCUUCCUUAAUAACGAAUCCUUUGACCUGUCCAGUCCCGGCGGCGACAGACAGCGAAACGGCAGUCUGAUCAGCGACGAGGAACUGUCCUCGCCCGACAGCUACAAGCCGCAGGAUCACAGCAAGCUCAGCAACGACUCCGCUUACAGCAGUUUAAAUCGCAAAUAUUCGCAUCAUGGACGCAGCGCCAACGACACGAUCGACCGUCUCGACGAGGACGCGCCCAGGAACGGAACGUCACCGACACAAGCGGCGAUCAAGUACAAGAUGUCCAAGUUCUGUCACGAGUGCGGUCGGCGAUUUCCGGAAACCGCCAAGUUCUGCUGCGAGUGCGGCGUCAGAAGACUCGCGUUGAAAUUCGUGAGACAAUCUCGUGCAACAAUCAGAAAUGCACGAAGCUUUCAUGUAAAUGUUAGCCCAGCGGAAAAGGCAAAGUGCGGCCACGUGGACGAUGGUAGAAGUAACUAUCCUAUGAUAGACCACUGCUAUGACGUGGUAAUAGUAGGAGCAGGAGGCGCGGGAUUAAGAGCGGCCUUCGGUCUUGGUAAAAAAGGAUACCGCGUGGCAGUAGUAUCAAAACUCUUUCCAACUAGGUCACAUACCGUGGCUGCCCAAGGUGGCAUAAACGCUGCUAUCGCCGACGACAAGAAAGACAACUGGCUGUACCACAUGUACGAUACAGUGAAGGGGUCCGACUGGCUGGGCGAUCAGGACGCUAUACAUCUGCUCGCGAGGGAAGCGCCUCGAGCGGUCUACGAACUCGAAAAUUACGGCUGCCCAUUCAGUCGUACGGAAGACGGUAAGAUCUAUCAGCGGGCUUUUGGUGGCCAGUCGUUGCAAUUUGGCAAAGGCGGACAGGCUAAGCGAACCUGCGCCGUCGCAGACCGAACCGGCCACGCACUACUUCACACCCUCUAUGGCCAGAGUCUUCGCUACGACGUGCACUACUUCAUCGAGUACUUCGCCCUCGACCUGCUCAUGCACGGCCGAUGCUGUAAAGGGAUUCUGGCCUGGGAAUUGGAGACCGGACUUCUGCACCGAUUUAGGGCUCAUCAUACAGUGAUCGCAACGGGUGGCGCCGGAAGAUGUUACUUCUCCUGUACCGCGGCGCACGCCUGCACGGGCGACGGCAUGGCGAUUGCGUGUCGAGCGGGAUUGCCGUUACAGGACUUGGAGUUCGUUCAGUUUCACCCGACCGGCAUCUACAACAGCGGCAUACUCAUAACCGAGGGUAGCCGGGGAGAAGGUGGCAAACUCGUCAACUCCGCGGGAGAGUUCUUCAUGGAGAAGUACGCACCCGUGGCCAAGGAUCUAGCCUCCCGCGACGUUGUGUCGAGAGCUAUGACUGCCGAAAUACUGGACGGAAGGGGCGUCGGGGAGAAGAAGGAUCACAUUUAUUUGCAACUGAACCAUCUGCCGGCCGAGCUGUUACGCGAGAGGCUGCCCGGAAUCUCGCACCUCGCUUGGGUAUUCGCUGGAGUGGACGUGACGAAGGAACCGAUCCCCGUGAUUCCCACGGUGCACUACAACAUGGGCGGCGUACCUACAAACUGGCGUGCGCAAGUAUUAACGCGAGAAAACGAGGAGGACAGGCCGAUCGAAGGCCUCUGGGCAGCCGGCGAGACCGCGUGUGCGUCUGUUCACGGUGCUAAUCGGCUGGGUGCUAACAGCCUUCUGGAAAUCGUGGUCUUCGGCAAAGCCAUCGCCGACCAGAUCGACUGUAUCGCCAGGCCUGGCGAACGUCAUCAGGAAUUGUCGCCAGACAUCGGCGAGCAGUCCAUUUGUCGCUUCGACGCGACCCGUUAUGCGAAAGGCUGCGUCCCCGUUGUCGAGCUGCGCGACGAGAUGCAGCGUACGAUGCAGAGGUACUGCGGGGUAUUCCGGACCUGCGACAUUUUGCAGCGCGCAUGCAGGGAGAUGUCCCGCCUCUACACCUGCGAUCUGCCAGAUUUAUGCGUGCAGGAUCAGUCCCUCAUUUGGAACACCGAACUCGUCGAGGCCCUGGAGCUGCAAAACAUGAUGCUCAUCUGCAUGCACAUCGUAUACGCGGCCGAAAAUCGAAAGGAAUCGAGAGGCUCGCACUCCAGGGAAGACUACAAGGAUAGAGUUGAUGAGUAUGACUAUUCCAAACCGCUAGUCGGACAAAAGAAACGACCUUACACGGAACACUGGCGCAAACAUACGCUUACGUGGGCUCAGGAGGAUGGAACGAUUUACAUCUCUUAUCGGCCCGUUAUCGAUACGACUCUAGACGAAACCGAAGCCCAGCACGUGCCCCCGGCAGUUCGUGUAUAUUGACCCAAGAAAUAUAAUCGUCGGCAGUCGGAUAUUUGAAACGCAAUGGGAACGAUGCGAUUAUAAAUCUAUCUAUCUAAUAAUAAGUCGGUCAUCGCGUUAUCGCUAAUCCCACAUUAGAAGUUAGGCGCGUGAAAUCCGAAAACUAGACACCAUCAGAAAUCGGAGAAACUGCGAGAGAAAAUCGUCGAAAAACAUAUUUAUUCUUUGAAUAUUACUUUUACAUAUUAUUUCCUUUCGAAUAUCUCGCAUAAAUUGCCCCGCGCGCAAAAGGCGUCAAUUGCGGUUUACUGGCAGAAAUAAUUAAUGCCUCGGUCAAUUUAAUUCGUAAUGAGAAAAGUGAAUCGAAAGUUUCUUGAAGCAAUUAGCAAAACGUUCCUUCGAACGUUCCUUCCACCGGAGGCUGCGAUAGCGAAUUACGUUAUGCAAGAAUAUCGAUGAAGCGUCGUAAUCAAUUUUUCUUUUGUUUUUAUAUGAAAGAGACAUCGAUUACGGUUCAGCGUGUUUUCACCAAUGUCACUGUAUCCGCUACUUAGUUUCGUAAGAGAUAAAUCGUUAAUUAUACCUUCGGUGAUAGCAUUACGACAUCGCGCUGAUAAACGUUGAAUAAACUUUUUUCACGGAA
This is a messenger RNA of Vollenhovia emeryi, 5167 nucleotides long. RefSeq lists its product as uncharacterized. Gene Ontology annotation, biological process: tricarboxylic acid cycle; mitochondrial electron transport, succinate to ubiquinone. The transcript has 18 exons. Bases 550 to 4545 code for a protein of 1331 amino acids. Gene Ontology annotation, molecular function: succinate dehydrogenase (quinone) activity; electron transfer activity; flavin adenine dinucleotide binding. The record is from RefSeq and is a predicted model, not a curated record. Lineage: Eukaryota; Metazoa; Arthropoda; Insecta; Hymenoptera; Formicidae.